AUGUCGAUGCGGAAGAGUUAUACAGGCUGCUGGACCUGUCGUUCCCGCCGGGUCAAGUGUGACGAGCAACGGCCUCGCUGCACUCGAUGCACGACCAAAAACAUUCCUUGCGAGGGUUACUCGACCCGCCUCCAAUGGGUGAGCGACGUCGAUCCUGAGCAUGCCCAGACACGUGCAGUCUCCUACCGCAAAAGGCCGCCACGACGUCGUCAUUUGACGUUCUCAAAGGUCGAGGUACUGGACGACGUCGCCUUGUCCCAGGCUCUUGCUGAUUUGGAGCGUGCAGCGCUGACUCAGGUUUCGAAGAAAUCUGGCCCCUUUUCUUUGCUCUCCUUCGCAGAAGAGGCAUCUGAGCAGCCUCAACAGCCAGCCAAACCCGGGCCAGAGGCAGAAAUAUUUCCAGAAGUCCACCAUCUUUCGUCAUCACCAGCCGUUUACAAUGCUGAUCAAGAUACUUUAUCGAGCGAUGCGGUGCAAUGCGAGGAUCUUGGAUGUCAAGUGCCAGAUAAUGCUGCUUUCCCAAGCAAGCAUACUGUUCAGUCAGCCGGCUCCCCCUGUUGCGACCAUUUCAGUGCGGAUGCGCAAACAUCUCUAGAUUCCGCACCGCAUCUCUUUGGUCUCGACCGAUCCACUACCCUGACCACACUGGACGAUGUCUUCCUGACCACAAGCGUCAAAGUGUUGCUUCGUCACUACAGCUCCCACGUGCUUCGCAUAUUCAGCCCCCUUAAUCAUGACAAGAGCCCAUGGCGACUCCUGCAUUUUCCUGCUGCUCUGAGAGCCAGCAUUGAGCUCGAGAUCGUCGGCCACACUGCGCCCUCGCGGAGAACACUGCUGUACGCCAUUCUGACAUUGAGCGCGUACAAUCUGGCCAACACGCAGAUUCAACAAGGCAACGUAGAACAUCAACGCUGGCUGGCUGUCGGUGCUCACUACGCCGAAACCACCCUUCGCAUGCUUGAGUCUGCCAUUCGAGAGUCGACCACCACUGAGCCAGUCCCGUCCACGUACAAUGAACUCGUUGCGGCCAUCCUGUCAAUGGUCACAGUCGAUGUCGUCUCUGGGGAUGCUAGGUCCUCCGAGCUGCAUCUCCGCGCCUGCGGGGCGUUGUAUAGACAGCAGCCCCGUCUCAAACUGAGCUGCGAUGGCUUUGAGAUAACCGAUAGCCUUCACUCCAACUUUCUGUACAUACGAACCAUGCAGGAGGCAUCCCGAGUCUUUUGCGGCGAGGAUCAGAAGGUAUGUGCUGUUGAAAUCACACCCGACGUCAAUGACGAGGACGACAACGAAGUUCUCCGUGACAUUGUCCAUGUCAAGGCCCAGCACGAUAAGUUUGCAUCGUCGUCGUUCGAGAUGGUGUAUGGCGUUCCCCUGGAGAUGAUGGCGUUGGUGCGAAAGGUCACCAAUCUCAUUCGCAAGUUGAACCGGCGAGGCGCAAAACCACCGCCUGUGGAAAGUCACGCUUUGGAAAUUCGCCAACUGGAGGCAGAAGUGCUCGACUGGCCCCUGGACGAAGCCAUACAAGGCUUCGAUGUUGCACCCACGUCUAAAGGCCGUCGACUCGUGAUGCAGCAUUACACCCGAACAUUCCAUGCCGCCGUGACCAUCUACUUUUGCUGCAAAGUACAGCAAAUGCACCCCAAGCACCUCCAGGUCUACGCCAAGGAUGUUAUGUCUUCCUUGCAAGCCAUGCAGGAGGCCAAAGGAAUGCACAACAUGUUCACUGGGCAUAUGCCUUGGCCUGGCUUCGUCGCUGGAGCUCUUGCCACAACCCAGGAGUUGAGAAGCCAAGUGCUCGAUUGGUUUGAUAUGAAUGCAAGCGAAGGCAUUGGCUCAUCAAAGCUUGCGAAGGAUGCCCUUUUGUAUAUUUGGCGACAGUCGGACCAAAGGGUUUCUUGGGAGGCGAUCGACACCAGCGCGCUCCAUCUGGUAUUGACGUGA
Zasmidium cellare ATCC 36951 is the source of this 1941-nucleotide messenger RNA. RefSeq lists its product as uncharacterized. Gene Ontology annotation, biological process: positive regulation of transcription by RNA polymerase II. The coding region runs from base 1 to 1941 and encodes 646 amino acids. The record is from RefSeq and is a predicted model, not a curated record. Gene Ontology annotation, cellular component: nucleus. Gene Ontology annotation, molecular function: transcription cis-regulatory region binding; DNA-binding transcription factor activity, RNA polymerase II-specific; zinc ion binding. Lineage: Eukaryota; Fungi; Ascomycota; Dothideomycetes; Mycosphaerellales; Mycosphaerellaceae. The transcript has 3 exons.